Messenger RNA from Struthio camelus australis, 821 nucleotides. NCBI's taxonomy places the organism in Eukaryota, Metazoa, Chordata, Aves, Struthioniformes, Struthionidae. The record is from RefSeq and is a predicted model, not a curated record.
AUGGAGGGCUCCCCUCGCAAAGUUGGAAAUGAUGAAAUCAGGAAGAUACCUGUGCCAGCUAACAGGUACACGCCAUUAAAGGAGAAUUGGAUGAAAAUAUUCACGCCUGUCGUGGAACACUUGCAACUUCAAAUCAGGUUUAAUUUAAAAACAAGAAACGUUGAAAUCAAGACUUGUCAAGAGACAAAGGAUAUAAGCGCUCUAACAAAAGCAGCUGAUUUUGUGAAAGCAUUCAUACUUGGGUUUCAAGUUGAGGAUGCUCUUGCUCUCAUCAGAUUAGAUGAUCUUUUUCUAGAAUCCUUUGAAGUUACAGACGUCAAACCUUUGAAAGGAGAUCAUCUGUCAAGAGCAAUAGGAAGAAUAGCUGGGAAAGGUGGAAAAACCAAGUUCACUAUAGAAAACGUAACAAGAACACGCAUAGUUCUUGCUGAUGCGAAAAUUCAUAUUUUAGGAUCUUUUCAGAACAUAAAAAUGGCACGAACAGCAAUUUGCAAUCUAAUUUUAGGGAGUCCUCCAUCCAAAGUUUAUGGCAAUAUUAGGGCUGUGGCCAGCAGAGCAGCUGAAAGAUUCUGAGAGGCGGAAGGGCUGCUGUACCAAGGACUGUGGCUGGGAAUCUUGAUUUCUGUAUACAUGAGCUAUGUAUUAAUGGAGGCCUGGAGUUACAGAUGUACCUGCCCCAUCUUCUACUUGAUUUAGAAGCCCAGAAGAUAACCAGGACUACUUGUGCAGUCCAGUCUCCUUCAGGCAUACUGACUCAAGUAUUUUAAGUCAUUCUUCCUUGUGUAUAGAUAUUAAAAAGUCUUUUAUAUUGGCUGUCUGUA